GUUGCUAUUAGUGUAGCUCCGAGGCUAUUCACUUUUGAGUAACUAUUCGUCAUCAGGACUUAUUUUACAUACAACAUUAUUAGUUUACUUUACUUGCAGUCAAAGAACACAACAAUAAAUUAUGUGGCAUAGAGAGAUUGAAAUGUCACCGACAAAGUCUUAGUAGAAUAAAUUUCAAAACAUGUGGCUGUUUGAAAUUAUUUCAAAAAUAUUCGGUCUUUUAAGGAAAGAAGUUAAAGUCUUAGUGAUCGGGUUGGAUAACAGUGGGAAGUCAACGAUAUUAAACAAGUUGCAAUCAAAGGAAACGCAGAAUUCAUUAACGAUUCCAACUAUAGGAUAUAAUGUUGAAAAGAUUAGAGUCAGUCAGAUGAUAUUCCUUUGUUUUGAUAUGUCAGGUAGUGGAGCCUACAGAAAUUUAUGGGAAAAGUUCUACAAGGAAUGUGAGGCGAUAAUUUAUGUAAUAGAUAGUUCCGAUGAACUAAGACUUACUGUUGUAGAAGACGAAUUUCAACAACUAUUGAAACAUCCAGAUAUUUGCAAUAGGCGAAUUCCAAUCCUCCUUUUUGCUAACAAAAUGGAUUUAUCGAAUUCUAUUACAGUCAAAGAAAUAGUCAAGAUUCUUGGUCUGGAACAAUUGAGAAACAAAUCAUGGAGGAUCUUUGCUUCGAAUGCCAUAAACGGUGAAGGAUUAAAUGAUGGUUUGAUGUGGUUAUUUGGACAACUGAAACAAAGUAAUAACUAAAAUGUGAUAAAGAUUCUGAUAGAGAAAAGAUAUAGGUGACCCAUCAGGAUAUGUCAUUUGCUUUUCCAAUGAAAUAGAAGUAAGACCCUUGGAAUUUGUGUCAAAACACUUGAAAUUUACGUUCAAAAUAUAACAAAAUCCAGAACAAAUCUAACGAUAGGAAACCAGAUGUUUAUGCUUUUAAUCAUUAGUACUUUUAUGCUAUCUUACCGCAUUUAUUUCAAAUGUUAAAUUUUAUAAAAAUGACUAAAAUGUACUGGAUAAAAAGGUUUUAAAAACUUUAUAUGCUAUGGCUGUCAUUCACUUUUUUUAUGAAUAAAAAGUAGCCUUGUUUUCAUUCAAAUAA
This is a messenger RNA of Schistosoma intercalatum, 1088 nucleotides long. The record is from the annotation of a GenBank genome assembly. NCBI's taxonomy places the organism in Eukaryota, Metazoa, Platyhelminthes, Trematoda, Strigeidida, Schistosomatidae.